This is a messenger RNA of Gasterosteus aculeatus aculeatus (three-spined stickleback), 4367 nucleotides long. NCBI's taxonomy places the organism in Eukaryota, Metazoa, Chordata, Actinopteri, Perciformes, Gasterosteidae. The record is from RefSeq and is a predicted model, not a curated record.
UGUGUCCCGGUCCGCGCUUCCGGGUUCGCCAUCUCCUUUUGUGCACACGGCCCCGCAGCGCCAACGUGUUUCUGUUUAUGUUGUUUCUCCGUCUGCAGAUCUCACUCGGGCCGCGGGACAAGUGCUCGCGUUCGUUUCGUUAUGACGUGAUAUUGUCGGAUUAACGUCCGGGCCCUUCCUGCGGGCCGGCUAGCAGCGGAGCGAGCCGGGCUAACGCACCGGGGCGGCGAGGACCCGGCGCGAGUUGUUCCCGGGCCUCACGCGCCGGGAGGUUAGCAGCGCCGCGCUGGUGGCUCCGUUAAGCUAGCUAGCUGGUUAGUUAGCUAGUGAGCUAGCUAGCGCGUUGAGCCGGACUCGGUUGCCUAAGUUACCCCCCCGGGAGGAGCCUAUCUGCCCCCACAGGACGGGACUCUCUCCGGGAACCUUCCAUUAGUCAUUUAGGAGCCGCGCUUCCGCCAGACCAGAACCGGGCGGGUUCUACGUGUAGCGAGUAAUGCUGCCGUUACGGUGACGUCAUCGAAACAACGUAACCGGCGACUCUUUGAUCACGUGUCAAACGACCUUCAAUACGCCGUUAAAUGUGCUUUAUAGUAAGUGCACAUUGUGGCUCUAAUCUGCCUCCAGCUGUCAGGUCGGGACCAUGUUGACGUUGCUGCUGCUCGUCGCCGUCGCUCUGUCCGGCGGAGGCGGGACUUCCAGCUCGGACGCCGGGCUGCUGGAGACGGACCCUGCGGUGCGUUCGCUGUCCUCGGUGAUGGACUCCCAGCUGGCCGAGCAGAGCCAGAGGAAACACCUGGAGGCUCUGUUCAACAGAUACGGAGAAAACGGAACCAUCUCUCUGGCCGGUCUGAAGCGUCUCCUACAGAACGUGGGCUUGGAUCGCAUCCGGACCGUUACGGUGCAACAUCACGAGCAACCGGGCCGCCGCCAUCAUCACCAUCACCACCACCACCACCACGACAACGACUCGCACCCCCAGAAACAUGCUGAACCUUCACCACGGGGGAAGCUCGCAAAGACCUCAGAGGUCCUCAAAGACCAGGACAGUCGGCACAACCGGCACCCUGAGAGGGCCGCGCAGGAGGGCGGAGCCACGGCGCCGUACGGCGCCCAGCUGAUGGCGAGAUUGGACGUAGCCGAGGAGAGACGAGAGGGCAGCGCAGUCAGCGGGGGGCGGCGCGUGAACCAGAGCGUGGGCGGUGUGGAGUGUCAGAACGCCUCGGGCAUCCUCUGGUCACACGGGAUGUCCCGGGAGGGGGGGGUGACGCUCGCCGACUUCAGCUUCCUGUGCCCCGCCCUCCUCCGACAGAUCGACGGCGGGGCGUGCGUCGUGCACCGCGCCGCCGACCCCCCCAGAGACCACGGUCACCACGGUAACCACUCGGACCACGGCGAGCACUCCGGUGGAGGCGGAGUCAAAAACAUCACCAUAGCGUGGGUCGGCGGGUUCCUGUCCAUCACGGUCAUCAGCCUGCUGUCGCUCGCCGGCGUGGUCCUCAUCCCGCUCAUAAACAGGGUCUUCUUCAAGUUCCUCCUCAGCUUCCUGGUGGCGCUGGCGGUCGGGACGCUGAGCGGAGACGCCUUCCUUCAUCUCAUCCCCCACUCCCUGGGGGGCCACCAUCACCAUCAUGGGGGCUCUGGGAUGGAGGCGGGCGGAGGUCACCUCCACGAGGAGCCGGAGGAGAACCUGGACGCCAUGUGGAAAGGGCUGACGGCGCUGAGCGGCGUCUACGUCAUGUUUCUCAUCGAGCACUUCCUGACGCUGGGGAAGAUGUACAAGGACAAGAAGCAGAAGGUCAGAGGUCAUUUCGACACCGAGGAACCAGGUUUAGGAGCCACGUCAGGAUGUGUGAAGUUUGUCUCCAAACAGAUCCAGAAGGACAAAGCGGAUCCGGAGAAGCAGCUCGCUCUGGAGGAGAGCGACCUGAAGCCAAGUGAAGACGUGGAGACCAACGGCGCCGGCAUAUUUGGCGAGCGCCCCGGCGGCGGCGGCGUGUCGGAGGAGGAGCAGUCCAUGUUGGCGCCGCAGGUGUCCGUCGUCUCGCCGCAGGGUUACGUUGGCGCGGAGGGGGGCGCCGCCUACACCGCCGAGGACUGCGAGAACAAAUGCCACUCCCACUUCCACGACACGGUGGGCCCGGCCGACAGCAUGCACCACCACCACCACGACUACCACCACAUCCUGCACCACCACCACUCCCAGAACCACCACCCGCACAGCCACUCCCACUCCUACUCCGAGGAGCACUUCCAGCAGGCCGGCGUGGCCCCGCUGGCCUGGAUCGUCAUCAUGGGGGAGGGGCUGCACAACUUCAGCGACGGCCUGGCGAUCGGAGCUGCCUUCACCGAGGGUCUGUCCAGCGGCCUCAGCACCUCUGUGGCUGUUUUCUGCCACGAGCUUCCUCACGAGUUGGGUGACUUUGCGGUGCUGCUGAAGGCCGGCAUGACGGUGCGACAGGCCAUCCUCUACAACGUGCUGUCGGCCAUGACGGCCUACCUGGGCGUGGUGAUCGGCAUCCUGAUCGGACACUACGCAGAGAACGUCUGCAUGUGGAUAUUCGCCCUCACGGCCGGGCUCUUCAUGUACGUGGCUCUGGUGGACAUGGUGCCCGAGAUGCUGCACAACGACGCCGGCGACCACGGCUUCAGCCACUGCGGCUUCUUCCUGCUGCAGAACGCCGGCAUCCUGCUGGGCUUCUGCAUCAUGCUGCUGAUCGCCAUCUUUGAGCACAAGAUCCAGCUGAACCUGGGCUACUGAAGGAGACCCCCCCCCCCCCGCGGUCUGAAGCUCCAUCGGGUCAAACAGACAUGUGACGUAUGACGUUACCGCGGCGACGCGUUAAAGUACUUUAGUAAAAAACCUCCGACAAUGUUACUCCAAAGGCUCAUUUCUUCGUUGCCUGUCAGUGGUUCGUAUUUCCCACAGAUUAAUUCAGACCUGAAAGCAGCACAAAAGCUUUUGUUUUCAAUCAUUUGAUUAUUUUUAUUUUUUUCGACAUUCCAUCUGCUGAUUUUGUGAUAAUUCUCUUGAUUGGGGUCGAAGGGGCUCGGUGUUCAAUGGAAAGCCGUCCGGCCACCGUCAUAUUUAAAAAGUACCGACUUGAAUUGUUAGUUAUAAGGAAUAGACUUAAAAUGCUAAUAAGAGGGCUUGAGGUCAUUAUCGAGUCGCCUCCUGUCGAGGCGUGACAGGAGGCGGAGACUAAGAGCAGAGCGAUGUCAUUAUAAACCUGCAAUGUCUGACAUCCCCUGAACGCAUCGUUUGGAGAGCAGCGUGUGAAGAAAGGUGCUUUUGGAACGCGAUGAGGAACCGGAAGCAGAUCUUCCUCCUCGUUAAAGCCUCAGCGAGAGGAACCCGCCGUCUCCAUUCGAAACGUGCCGGAGGGCAUUUUGCUUGCGUCUCCUUUCCCGUUAGCAUCCCGUUAGCUACAGAGCACCGCUAACGCCGCUGAGGAUCGUUUUCCAUCAGUAACUUAAAGUCUUCCUGUCUGAUCACAGCGUUUAAAAAUAAAAUCCGCUUCACCACUUUGAGGGCGACCUUUGACCUCUGACAUUUGUAGCCAACUGGAGGAGGAAAAGAAGCCAAAGGCUGGAAAUGAGAACAAAUGAUGGCGCCUAAAGGGACCCGUGGGUUUUAGUCUUUAUAUAUUUCUGUUCUGUUUCUCUUCUCAUUCAUCGGAUGUUCAAGUUUCCUUCUGAUGCUGUUUUGUUUUAUGCCUUAAAAAGAAUCUACAAAAAGAAGUAAAAGUCGAGACGCAAACCUCACUGUAUAAAAGUGUACAAUACUAUGUGUAUAAUAAUGUACAAUAGUGUGUAUAAUAAUGUACAAUAGUGUAAGUGGUGAGUCUGUUACUACAAACCCCCCAACAGGACGAAGUUGUUCUUUGAUGUUUUGUCUCAAACUAAAUGUUAAAUGUGUUACGAAGGGACCUUCAACCACGAAGACGUCCCACAAUGCAACAGGAACCAUUCAGUGUUUUUAUUGAAAAGGGAACACGGACUAAACGUGUUUUAUGAUUUAGAAACAUAAGGAUAUAAAUGUGAAUAUGGUUUAAUAAUCAUUCAUUUUGUGUCAAAUUCACUUCAAGAACAAACGUAAAAGUUAAACCGCGAUAAAAAAAUCACAUUUUCCAUGUUUUUGUUUUAUUAUCACUUUUUUAACAAAACGCUUAAAACUCUGAAACAUUUUAUUUUCAGAGCACCAAAAAUCCUCAAAGAUGGAAGGUUUGAUUCCUCAUUAAUGAAUCGUGUUCACCUCUUAUUACGGGAUGGCUCCUGAGAUGUGACUUUGGUUUUAUGCUCACGUUGAAAAGAAGAAAGUGAUGUUACAGUUUUUGUUUUUUCACGGAUUAAAGAAGCUGAAAUCAGAA